CGAAAGUUAGUUGCUGAAACAGUCACAGGGAACGAUGGAUAUCCAGUUUAUCGUCGGCGUUCAAAAGAAGAUAACGGUCGAACUAUCAAAGUUAAAGUUCAAAAUCAAGAGAUUGAGAUCGGAAAUGAAUUCAUUGUACCAUAUUGCCCGCUGCUAUCACGAAUUUUCGAAACACAUGCAAACGUUGAGAGUUGUCAUUCGGCCAAAUCAAUCAAAUAUUUGUGCAAGUACGUCACAAAAGGCAGCGACAUGGCUGUGUUUGGUAUUGCGUCGGAAAAUGUGAAUGACGAAAUCAGCAACUUCCAAAUGGGCAGAUACGUCAGUACUAAUGAAGCACUGUGGCGAUUAUUGUCAUUUCAAAUUCAUGAAAGAUAUCCCACAGUUGUACAUUUAGCAGUGCAUUUGGAAAAUGGCCAAAGAGUUUACUUCACUGAGGCUAAUGCGGCACAACGAGCUGAGAGACCACCAUCGACAACAUUGACUAGCUUCUUUGCAAUGUGUGAAGCAGAUCCAUUCGCAGCGACGCUGAUGUACGUUGAAAUGCCCAAGUAUUACACUUGGAAUCAAUCAACAAGAAAUUCAAACGUCGCAAACAAGGAACCCCAGUUCCAGACUGGCCACAGGUGUUUUCAACUGAUGCACUAG
Molecule: messenger RNA, 645 nt
Organism: Aphis gossypii (cotton aphid)
Lineage: Eukaryota; Metazoa; Arthropoda; Insecta; Hemiptera; Aphididae
Exons: 1
Source: RefSeq, a predicted model, not a curated record